AAUUCCUUGUAAAUAAACUAUAUAAAGAAUUUUUUGACCGUACGGCUACUUUAGAUCUGAGUUUUAUUGAAAGGCGAGGCGAUAACACACGAAAAGCGUCAUUGCUGGAGGAAAAAGGACGGCCAAAGCCUGUUAGAUUAUCCUGCCGGAGGCUUCCCUCCGAUCAUUGACUAAACGGAGGGCAUCCACAUUGUUACAGAUACGGAAAUGGCGGAGGGAGGAAGAUGUUGUCCGACGAUGGAUCUGAUGCGGUCGGAGCCGAUGCAAUUGGCGCAGUUGAUCAUUCCGAUGGAAUUGGCUCACCGAGCUAUCUCCUACCUCGGCGACGAUGGCCUCUUCCAAUUCAAAGACCUCAAUGCUGAGAAGAGCCCAUUCCAGAGGACAUAUGCACUCCAGAUUAAAAGAUGUGGCGAAAUGGCACGCAGAAUUCGGUUUUUCCGGGAGCAAAUGACAAAGGCGGGUUUCUCACCUUCAUCAAUGUCUGCAAUGAUCAGUAAUGUCAAUCUGGACGGAUUGGAGGUAAAACUUGGAGAACUUGAAGCAGAGCUGCUUGAGAUGAAUGAAAACAGUGAAAAGUUGGAGCGGUCUUAUAAUGAACUUCUAGAAUAUAGACUUGUUAUGCAGAAGGCUGGUGAAUUUUUCCAUUCAGCUCAAAGCAGUGCUUCCGCUCAGCAGAGACAAUUUGAGGAGCACAACCUUGUUGAGGGAUCAAUUGAUAGUCCUCUGCUAUUGGAGCAGACAAUGUCAGCUGAUCCAUCCAAGCAAGUUAAGCUGGGAUAUGUCAGUGGCCUUGUUUCAAGAGAAAAAUCUAUGGCAUUUGAAAGGAUUCUGUUUCGUGCAACCAGGGGAAAUGUGUUUCUAAAGCAAGUUGUUUUAGAUGAUACUGUCAUAGAUCCUGUUUCCGGAGAAAAGGUUGAGAAAAAUGUAUUUAUUACUUUUUAUUCCGGAGAAAGAGCAAAGAACAAAAUAUUGAAAAUCUGUGAUGCAUUUGGAGCUAAUCGAUAUCCAUUCAUGGAUGACAUCGGCAAACAAUAUCAGAUAAUAACUGAGGUAUCAGGAAAACUUUCAGAAUUGAAAACCACUAUAGAAGUUGGACAGGUGCACAAGGAAAAUCUGUUAAAGGCUAUCAGCUUUGAAUUUGAACAAUGGAACCUUCUGGUGAAGAAGGAGAAAUCUGUCUACCACACAUUAAAUAUGCUAAGUUUUGAUGUGACCAAAAAGUGCCUUGUAGGAGAGGGCUGGUGUCCAAUUUUUGCAACAAGCCAGAUACAAAAUGCAUUGCAUAAGGCAGCUUUAGAUUGCAACUCACAAGUUGGGGCUGUGUUCCAGGUGUUGCAUACCACAGAAUCACCACCCACAUAUUUUCGCACAAACAAAUUUACUUCUUCUUUCCAAGAAAUUGUUGAUGCAUAUGGGGUGGCGAAAUAUCAAGAAGCAAAUCCAGGUGUUUUCACAAUUGUGACAUUUCCCUUCCUAUUUGCCGUCAUGUUUGGAGACUGGGGACACGGGAUAUGUUUGUUUCUUGCAACAUUGUAUUUUGUUUUCCGUGAGAAGAAACUUUCCAGCCAGAAGCUCGGUGAUAUAAUGGAGAUGGCUUUUAGUGGCCGAUAUGUUAUUCUUUUGAUGGCAUUGUUCUCAAUAUACACAGGAUUUAUAUAUAAUGAAUUUUUUUCUGUACCUUUUGAAUUAUUUGGGCGCUCAGCUUAUGCUUGUAGCGAUCCUUCCUGCAGGGAUGCUACUACAACGGGCUUAAUUAAGGUCCGUGACACCUAUCCAUUUGGUGUUGAUCCUGUAUGGCAUGGCACCCGCAGUGAAUUACCAUUUCUUAAUUCUUUGAAAAUGAAGAUGUCAAUUCUAUUAGGUGUAGCUCAGAUGAACCUUGGAAUCGUUCUCAGCUACUUUAAUGGAAGAUUCUUUAAAAAUGACAUAAACAUUUGGCACCAAUUUGUUCCCCAGAUGAUUUUCUUAAACAGCCUUUUUGGCUACCUUACAGUUCUAAUAAUUUUGAAAUGGUACACUGGUUCUCAAGCUGAUCUCUACCAUGUUAUGAUAUAUAUGUUUCUGAGCCCUACUGAUGAUUUGGAAGAGAAUCAGAUAUUUACUGGGCAAAAAUACCUUCAGAUUUUGCUGGUAUUACUCGCACUUGUUGCUGUUCCAUGGAUGCUGUUUCCAAAGCCAUUCCUUUUGAAGAAGCAACACGAGGAAAGACAUCGGGGUCAAUCCUAUGCUCCGCUUCACAAUGCUGAUGAUGCAGUUGAAUCAGAAACAGACAAUCAUGGACAUGGACAUGGACAUGAAGAUUUUGAAUUCAGUGAAGUUUUUGUACAUCAACUAAUUCAUACAAUAGAAUUUGUUCUCGGAUCAGUCUCCAACACAGCUUCUUACCUACGGCUGUGGGCCCUCAGUCUUGCUCAUUCAGAACUAUCGAGUGUGUUUUAUGACAAAGUUCUACUUCUUGCAAUGGGGUUCAACAACAUCGUCAUCCUCAUAAUUGGCAUAAUAGUAUUUAUAUGUGCGACGGUGGGUGUUCUUCUGGUGAUGGAAACUCUGAGUGCCUUUUUGCAUGCGUUGAGGCUUCACUGGGUUGAGUUCCAGAACAAGUUCUACGAGGGGGAUGGAUAUAAAUUUUCUCCAUUUUCAUUCGCCUCAAUUGCCCACCAGGACGAGGAGUGACUACCAUAACUGUGGACCAGUGAAAUUGCAGCUUUUCAUUCUUUUACACGCAUAAUGCAGUUAGAAAUCUCAUGCAUAAUGUGGAUAUUUUCUUUUAUCUCUUAUCCACCCAUGUCUGGAAUAAAGUGAAGUUGGUUGUUUUGAACACAGCCAAUUGGGUUGCUUGGAAGUUGGGAAUUGGGAUGCUUGCUGUAUAUGUCCUUUUUGAAAGCUAUUGAAUUAUUUUUCUUGUA
This is a messenger RNA of Ipomoea nil (Japanese morning glory), 2906 nucleotides long. RefSeq names its product V-type proton ATPase subunit a3-like. The record is from RefSeq and is a predicted model, not a curated record. Gene Ontology annotation, cellular component: vacuolar proton-transporting V-type ATPase, V0 domain; vacuolar proton-transporting V-type ATPase complex. NCBI's taxonomy places the organism in Eukaryota, Viridiplantae, Streptophyta, Magnoliopsida, Solanales, Convolvulaceae. Gene Ontology annotation, biological process: proton transmembrane transport; vacuolar acidification. The transcript is spliced from 18 exons. Bases 208 to 2673 code for a protein of 821 amino acids. Gene Ontology annotation, molecular function: ATPase binding; proton-transporting ATPase activity, rotational mechanism.